AUGACUGAAGUAGUACAGUAUCUAGAUUCUUUGGUUACUAUUAUAAAUUCAAAAAUAGAUGCACCUCUUCAAGGAUGGCAUGCAAAUGUUGAUUUAAAACUAGUUCUUAGCACUUAUACUGCUCUUUAA
Cetraspora pellucida is the source of this 129-nucleotide messenger RNA. The record is from the annotation of a GenBank genome assembly. NCBI's taxonomy places the organism in Eukaryota, Fungi, Glomeromycota, Glomeromycetes, Diversisporales, Gigasporaceae.